This is a messenger RNA of Trichoderma breve, 990 nucleotides long. RefSeq names its product NAD dependent epimerase/dehydratase family domain-containing protein. The transcript is spliced from 3 exons. The coding region runs from base 1 to 990 and encodes 329 amino acids. NCBI's taxonomy places the organism in Eukaryota, Fungi, Ascomycota, Sordariomycetes, Hypocreales, Hypocreaceae. The record is from RefSeq and is a predicted model, not a curated record. Gene Ontology annotation, molecular function: oxidoreductase activity, acting on the CH-OH group of donors, NAD or NADP as acceptor.
AUGGCGGAUCCGAUAACCAGUUUUCCCCCGGGAUCCUGGGUCUUAGUCACUGGUGUGACGGGCUUCGUUGCAUCCCACAUAGCAAAAGCCUUUCUCGACCGCGGAUUCAAAGUUCGGGGGACAGCCCGAAACUUAGAUAGGGCAUCAUGGCUCACAAAGGCCGAUCUCGCGGACGACCACGCUUUUGAUGAGGCGAUUAAGGGGGUAUCUGCCAUCAUUCAUGUGGCUAGCAUCCUCACCUUUGAUCCAGAUCCAAACAAGGUUAUACCCAAGACAGUGGCUGGCGCUACUUCGAUUCUCAAGGCCGCAACUCGAGAGCAAUCGGUCAAGGCGUUUGUUUAUACGAGUUCUAUUGGAGCCGUUACAAUGCCUAGACCUGGGAAUGAUACCCAAGUUACAUGGGAUACCUACAACGAUUUUGCUACCCAAGCCGCCUGGGCGCCACCUCCUUAUGAGCCUUCUCGCGGCAUGCUUACAUACAUGGCGAGUAAGGCAGCUGCUGAGAAAGCAGUAUGGCAGUUCGCAGAGGAAAGAAAGCCACACUUUACUGUCAAUUCGGUACCUCCAUCUGCUAUAAUGGGAGAGGCACUCAAUAAAGUCCACAACGAGGGUACUGGAGCCUGGAUCAGGAAUCUUUACGACGGAGACACAUCAUUUUGGGGUCCCCAUGGCGCUAAUGAUGGGGUGGAUGUAAAGGACGUAGCCGUGCUGCAUGUUGCUGCCGCCUUGGAUCCUGAGGUUAACAAUGCCCGCCUUCAAGCUUGGGGUCACAAGUGCAACGGUAAUGAUGUUCUAGCGAUCAUGCGCAAGCACUAUCCAGAGCACAAAUUUGUGGAUGACAUGGAUAACCAGACCGUUCUCACCUUUUCAGCUGACUUUAGUGAGCCUCUAGCUCUUCUGAAGAAAUGGGCUAACCAGGAUGGAUGGAAGCCGCUGGAACAGACUGUGGUGGAGAACGUGGACAGCAUUCUAAAAUUGAACAAUGAUUAA